Centruroides sculpturatus (bark scorpion) is the source of this 1130-nucleotide messenger RNA. RefSeq lists its product as uncharacterized. The transcript is spliced from 5 exons. The coding region runs from base 6 to 977 and encodes 323 amino acids. The record is from RefSeq and is a predicted model, not a curated record. Lineage: Eukaryota; Metazoa; Arthropoda; Arachnida; Scorpiones; Buthidae.
UAACUAUGAGUAUUCAACAAGAAAAAAUAUUUGAGGCACCUUUAAACGUGUCUAAUUGUAUAUAUGAUUCUAAACAAACAAAUUUAUCUAAUACUUGGGCUAAUAUAAUUUCUCCAUCAUCUAUUAUGAAGUAUGAGGAGAAUAAAGAAAACUAUCCGGAAGAUAUUACAGUAAAAUUUCAAAAUUUAAUGACUGAUGAUCAGUUUGAAAACUUUGAUCCUGAAUUGUUCCUAAAUAAAUGGCAUAAUUCUUCACAGUCAAAUUGUACUGAAUCUUCAGAUGUGAAAAAAACAAAUCUGAAAUGUCAGUUAGAUCAGGAUGAAUCAACUUUAGAAUAUCUUAAUGAUAAUUUGAGGCAAAUUAAUCUCAAAUUUGAAGAAAAUUGUCAAGAAGUUCCUACAAAUCUUAAUCUUCAAUAUAAUAAUUUUAAAAAUAUUUUAGUUCCAGAAAAAUCAGAUGAAUAUUCUAAUAUUACUAAUAAUUCUGCUUUAAGUGAUGAGUUUUUAUGUAAAAGUGAUCAGAAAGUUCCUGAAGAAGUCAAAAUGUCUUUUCAAGAAAUUAAUUAUGCCAAAUUAUUAUCUCCUAAUAGCAAUAUCAUUUGUAUUCCUAAACAGAAAAAAGAAAAUAAUCAUAAUCUAGUAUAUGAAGUUCCUGAUGUGUGUACUAUUUCGCAAUGUUACCUAUUUAAGACAUUAGAUCAAAAUACUGAAAAUAAAAAUAAAUCACAAUUUACACCCUUUUCACAUGUAAAAAAUACAACUGAUAAUAAUUCAUGUGAUUAUUUAAUCCAAGAACAAGAUCCAGUACUUACUUCUGCAAAUUUUAGUAUUAAUAUGUUAAAAUUAUCUGAAUCAAGACAAACAAACUCCAUUUGGCACUCGCCCAAAAUUAAUUCCAGUCCUAAUUUUCAUUAUGCUGAUGGCCUUUGGUCUCCUUGCAAAGAUUUUUCUACUAAUGCUUUAUUUGAUGCAAUUUAACCAAACAUUUAUUAACUUAAUGUUUAGAAGAAUGGAUUAUGCAGGUACUUUGGAUGAAGCUAUCGUUUCAAAUAUUUUUUAAUAAUGAUUAAAAUAUUGGAUUUAAUAAAUAAUGAUUUUUAUUGUUAGAUAAUUUAGAAAAAAUAAUUGAGU